Ruditapes philippinarum (Manila clam) is the source of this 717-nucleotide messenger RNA. Its product is annotated as transcription elongation factor A N-terminal and central domain-containing protein 2-like. Gene Ontology annotation, biological process: DNA-templated transcription. NCBI's taxonomy places the organism in Eukaryota, Metazoa, Mollusca, Bivalvia, Venerida, Veneridae. The record is from RefSeq and is a predicted model, not a curated record. Bases 81 to 713 code for a protein of 210 amino acids. The transcript is spliced from 4 exons. Gene Ontology annotation, cellular component: nucleus.
UACAUUAUAUAUACCGGAACGACAACACGGCCUUUAUCAAUGCUUUGAACUUGUUAAAAAAAUUGGUUAUUUGUUAAAAAAUGGAUCGAUUUCUCAUUAAAAAUCCUACUGCAAAUGAUUCUAGGCUUCAAAAAGAAAAAGCUAGCGGAUCAAGAAUGAAACAAGCAACGAUAACUUCUUUAAAGGGAGUAGUUGUGGUUGAUGACAUUUUACACCAUAAAUCACGGCUCCAGCUUGCUACUUCUUCCAAAGAAGAGAAACUCCAUAGCCUUUCCGAGCUUCUCAAGAAGAUUCCACCACGUCAUAUAAUGAUGAGUACAAAAAUAGGUAAUGUUAUUAAGAAGUUACAAAAUAAUGAAGAUGAAGAUAUUAGGAAAGCUGCUAAAAAGGUGUAUGUGAAAUGGAGGACACAUUUUGUAGAGCAUAUGGAGAGACCCAUGAUUGAAGUAAAAUGUGAUCUAAAGACAGAAAAGUUGAGGGCAUCAGGCACGAAAUUACUGACAGAAGCUUUAUGUGUUCAAGCCUCAGAUAAACUUCCCGAGGCCAUAGAGAGGGAGACUUUUCAACUUCAUAAAAGACUGAUAAAUAACAGUUACAGAAGAACUAUAAGACAUCUAGUGUUCAUGUUAAAGAACCAGGAAGAUUUAAGAACAAAAGUUAAAUCAGGGGAGAUCACUGUGACAGACUUUGUAAAAGAUAAUAAGAAAAGCUGAUGAA